Messenger RNA from Cydia pomonella (codling moth), 2788 nucleotides. RefSeq lists its product as uncharacterized. The transcript is spliced from 3 exons. Gene Ontology annotation, molecular function: DNA binding. Gene Ontology annotation, biological process: DNA integration; DNA recombination. The record is from RefSeq and is a predicted model, not a curated record. Lineage: Eukaryota; Metazoa; Arthropoda; Insecta; Lepidoptera; Tortricidae. The coding region runs from base 1 to 1599 and encodes 532 amino acids.
AUGAAGAUUUCAGCAGCCGUACCCGAUAUGGUCCGGAACCGAGAUAAAAAUCUAGCCACAACGCAGCAACAACUCGGCCAAGGGAUCGCUGCCGUCAACAGGGCCAUGGAUAUACUAAUUAAAUGUGUCGAUGCCAACGGAAUCGAAGCUAUGAAACACCUCAGUAACGGCUGCCGCAUUCUGUGUGACCUCCAUGCGUCAUCUACUCAGAGUCGCAUAAAACUCAUCACUCCUAGUCUCGAUAAGACGUUCUUGCAAGUUAUUCAAGAUACAGAACGUGAUGAUACCCUAUUUGGCAAUAAAUUGGGCGAAAAAAUCAAGGCGGCUAAGACCAUUGAAAAACAAGGUCUUCAAAUCAAGAAAACGUCCCCAAAGAAACCCACGCCAGCACAGCCGUCGACAAGUCGAGCGUCAUACUCGGGAAACUGGUCAGCGCCCCCUCGUUACGCGUCGAACAGGGGGGGGGCGGAGAGGUGCUCGCAGGCAGACGAAUUACACCCGUCGGACGUUUCCAGCUCCACAAGCGGCCAAGACAUCUCCCGCGACCAAGACACGUGCCCAUGCACCGUAACGCAGGGACUGCCAUCCCCUACACAAGGGGCUUACCCUGGGGGUCGCGAAGCUCUGCAACAGUCCUUCAGUCGAAGAGGCUCCCCACCAGAGGCUAUAACACUGAUGUUGGCAUCACUCUCCGACAAAACAAUACAACAAUACGAAGUUACAUAUAAGCUCUGGUGGCAAUUUUGCACCGUUAAUUCUAUUGAAAUUUUCAAUCCCCCAAAAUCGACAAUAUUGUCUUUUUUAACAGAACAAUUUAACAAAAAUUGUGCAUACGGCACACUGAAUAGUCACCCUUCAGCCUUAUCCUUGUUAUUGGGAGACAGUGUCGGUUCAGACGAUUGCGUGAAACGCCUUCUUAAAGGGGCGUACAAACAAAGACCGAACGGUCCCAAGUAUAACCAUACAUGGGACCCUCAGGUUGUUUUAAACCGUGUCUCUCACUGGUAUCCAAAUACAAGUAUAAGCCUGGAACUAUUGUCGAAAAAAUUAGUUACAUUACUGGCCAUAUGCACAGCGCAUAGGGUUCAAACAUUAUCGCUUAUAAAAAUCGAAAAUAUUGUUAUUACCACAAACGGUGUCAAAGUUGGAAUCACGGACAUAAUUAAAACAUCAGCUGUCGGGCGAGAGCAACCGGUCCUCUUCCUCCCAUAUUUUAAAGAUAAUGUUUCUAUAUGCCCUGCUACAACUCUCAGAGAUUAUAUUUUUGUAACAAAAAAUAAGAGAGUUGAUAGCAUAGGACGUUUGUUAUUGACAUACAAGACUCCACAUAGACCUGCAACUUCUCAAACCAUCAGCAGAUGGAUUAAAAAUGUUUUGUCGGAAAGUGGCAUCGACAUGACAGUGUUUAGCGCGCACAGCGUGCGCCACGCCGCCACGUCGGCCGCGAGCCGCGCCGGGGUCAGCGUCGACACUAUCCGCCGCACAGCAGGCUGGACCUCGGCGUCUACGUCGUUUGCGCGGUUCUAUAAUAGGCCACUAUCGGAUGAAGGACUCUUUGCGAGAUCUGUUUGCUUGCCGAAUACAAGUGACAAUCCUUAGAUAAUAAGAUUAUCGAUCAUAAGUAGAUGAUUUUUUGAUUAUAUGAACAAUUGUUAAUAUUAGAUGACUGACCAAUAAGGUCACGUCAAAGAAGAAAAGAAAUAUACCUAUUGAUUUCGUGUCUAUAUACCUAUAGUUUCAUUCCACCUUAAGCAAAACUUUAAGACUCUAAACAUCUACCUGGUAAAUGUUAUAUCUGAAGAAUGAAACGAACGAAAUAUAAUAGAUGAUCAAACGAACUUCUCGAGCGAAGUUCGAUCACUAUUAUAUGAGUCGUUUCAUUCGAAGAUAUAAUAACCCUCCCUCCCUAAUACGACCCUAAAUUUAAAAAGGUUUGCGUUUUCUCUAAAGAUAAUGAGCAACUAUAACGGUGGAACGAACGGAAAGGGUAGGGGAACGAAUGACUGAACUAAAAAUCAGUUCAAUAGUCAAUUGACUGUCUCUUAAUAUCGUGCAAAAGUCGCCUGUAGGUUUAAAGGACUACCUGGUAAAUGUUAUAUCUUCGAAUGAAACGACUCAUAUAAUAGUGAUCGAACUUCGCUCGAGAAGUUCGUUUGAUCAUCUAUUAUACCUAUUAUAUAAGCGGUAUAAGUGACGGUAGUCGACUUAAACUGUAUUCAAUAAUUGGAUUACAAUGGCUGGAUAGGAAAAUACUGUAUUUUAUCGCUGUCGAUAAGUUCCGUACAGCGACAAAUUGCCGUGCACCGGUAAGACACGUGACAGAGAUAAAGCAUAACUAAUGGUGGAGCUGCAGCCUGGGUAAAAGCUUCAGAGCUGCCCUACUACUACGACCAUAGUAGAUUUUGUAGGUAUCUUUUAGGUGUAGGUAGGAAAACUUAGCUAAAUGAAACCUUUCUUAUCUGUACAAGUAUAAGUUCAAAUAGGAGAUAUUCCAUAAUAAGAAGCGCUGGUGGCCUAGCGGUAAGAGCAUGCGACUUGCAAUUCGAAGGGCGCAGGUCCAAACUCCGGCUCGUACCAAUGAGUUUUUCGGAACUUAUGUACAAAAUAUCAUUUGAUAUUUACCAGUCGCUUUUCGGCGAAGGAAAACAUCGUGAGGAAACCGAUUUAAUCCCAAUUAGGGCUAGUUUACCCUUCGGGUUGGAAGGUCAGAUGGCAAUCGCUUUCGUAAAAACUAGUACCUACGCCAAUUCUUGGGAUUCAAGCGGAUCCCAGGCUCCCAUGAGCCGUG